Molecule: messenger RNA, 1735 nt
Organism: Cuscuta campestris
Lineage: Eukaryota; Viridiplantae; Streptophyta; Magnoliopsida; Solanales; Convolvulaceae
Source: the annotation of a GenBank genome assembly
CAGCCCCUUCAGAUCGAGAUUCCAGUUGAUUUUGUGGAGUAUUUUCGCUGAUUCUUGAUCCUACAGGUUCGUCUUCCUCGGGAGAUUCUUUAUCCGAGCUCAACCUGUUUGUUUGGUUAUCAUCUGUGCGUGAAUUGAAGGUCAACUGCUGCGAGAUUACUGUUCAUCUCGCGAACUGGCAGCACUGAUUUCGCAGGGAUUAAAGCCAAAUUGGAGCCUGGUUUUUGUGGAGUUCUGAUCGACUUGAAGCCCUUGAAGUGUUCUUAAUUGGAAUUUCAGUUCCAAACAUAGAAUCACAGGUUGGGGUGAUUAAUUGAAACUCGGACCACUGUUCAUCAGCAACUCUGGUUUCAAUUUUUUCAGGUUCUGCGUCAGUCUCUGCUCUUUGUGUGGCCUGUUGUUUAGGUGUUUCACUACACUUGUGCUUCUUGAUUUCUUCGUGUGGUGCACCCUGUACUUUGGUUUUGGCUUUUCCCUUGCUGCGUGUGUGAAUUGAGGCUACUGCACUGCUGGUUUUCCUUUCCACUGCUGUUGGUUCUUUCUUUGUCAUGGGGAAGAAAACCAGUAAAAAAGGUACAAAAAAACACAAACAUAUUACCAAGUUUGUGUUUGAUGGAACACCAGUGAGUGAAGCAAGGCUUCGGUCCACUUCAGAGGCAAGCAUAAGUGGUGCUACUGCUGCCAAAACUGGAGCAGUUUCUACUGCUUUGGAAGAGGGAAAUGACCAGCUGGGCAUUAACAAACAUACCCCCAUUACUUCUACUCCUUCAAAAACUGUUUUGAGGGAAAGGAAAUUGAGAAAUGGCAAAACCAUGGUUCUUCAAGAAGCUGCGGAUGACCCUGGUCCUAACCAUGAUGCAGAACCCACUGGACAAAAAACUUGUUUUGAGGACAACAUAGGAAAGGCUGUGGACAGUGGCAUGGAGAGGUCUGAUGAUGACUUGGACAAACCUAGAGACUCACCCUCUUUCUACCCUAUUCUACCUGAACCUCCAUCAAAGGAAUUGCCUAGUUCCAGUGGGCAAAACCGAGACCCUUCUGAAGGCUUCCCUUUGAAGAAAGUUGAGGUGGGGGAUGUGGUCAGAAUACCGGCAGAAGGGGUUUCAAAUCUUGAGGAGGAGUGGGGGUUCUGCCUUGUGGGCUGUUUCACAGGCCGGUUUCCGGGCAUCAAAGCCAAUUUCUACCCCACCAUAAGGGUUGGGUGAUCUUCAAAUUCCUCUCUAAUGAGGACAGGGACUCAGUGCUACAUAUGGAUGAUCAUAGAAUAAACAACAAAAAGCUGCUCCUCAACAUACCACAGGAUGGCUUUAUGUGGAAUGCUAAGUCCUUUUCAACCAUGCCAGUUUGGGUCAAACUUAUGGAUGUGCCAAUGCAAUUCUGGGGGCACAAUUCUUUGUCCAAAAUAGCUUCAAAACUGGGAAAACCACUCUUUACUGAUGGUCUCACCAACAAAGUGGCAUCCAAAUUCACCUUGGAGGAGGACCCUGAUGACAAAUUGGCUUAUAAGAAGCCAAACUUUUGUAGGGUGCUCAUUCAUAUGGAUUUAUCCAAACCCCCUCCCUCCUCUGUGAAGGUCAACUUUGUGGGAGGCAGCUAUAUGCAGCAUGUGGAAUAUGAAGACCUGCCUCUUUACUGUUACCACUGUGAGAAGUUUGGACACACACCUUUUGACUGCUUUGAUCUCCAUGAAAUGCAGAGAAAGGAAAUUGGUGAAGAACAAAGAGCUUUGGACAAA